Molecule: messenger RNA, 915 nt
Organism: Gongylonema pulchrum
Lineage: Eukaryota; Metazoa; Nematoda; Chromadorea; Rhabditida; Gongylonematidae
Source: the annotation of a GenBank genome assembly
AUGCAAAUUAGCGAUCAAACAAUUUUCAGGUGCGCUAGUUCAUCUGUCGGAGAGCACAACGAAAAGUGGAAGAUUAGGAAUCAUCUGCAUCUCAGUGGUGAAUACGGGAAGAAGCAGCUGAGGGACACGGGUGCCACCGCAGCGGGGGACGGCGACCAGGCCCAGUUCGAUCUGCUGGGAGGUGCUAAACUGCGCUUGGGGACGGACCGAACUCGAACUCAACGUCUUGCUGGAGGCAGUGUUGGCGGUGCAUCAUCUGCUGAGCAGUAUCCGGGUGGAAUGUCUGUUUUGAUACCUGCGCUGGACGGCUUCAUCUCACGCCUCAGCAUCUCGCGGCUCGAUGACCUCGCCGGCAAGCUUUUCAAUCGUUGCAACUAUUUUUACACAGCUGUGGCGCUGUCGCUUCUGUCGUUUCUAAUUGGGACGAAGCAACAUUUUGGUGAGCCGAUCCGAUGUCUCGUCGAUCAGCAAUAUUCAGGCUCAUGGGUUGACUACGUACACGAUUUUUGCUUCAUAUCGGGACGUUAUUCGUUAACGCCACCAGACUACGAGAGCAACAAGCUUGCCGAAUUCGACCCAACAACCGGCAGAAGAUAUGAGAAUUAUUAUCAGUGGGUACCAUUUCUCUUGGCAGCACAAGCAUUGGCCUUUUACAUGCCACACUGUAUGUGGCGAUGGUUGCAGCAGUUAAGCAGUGUGAACAUGGCACAAGUAGUUGAAGAGGCAGACAAGGUGCACAGAAUGUCCGACGACGAACGUAACGUGGCAGUGAAAAAUUUCAUCCGUUAUUUCAAACAGGUGGGCGCUGGUGCACUGAUGCAUUUUGCUCUUGAUGCUGGCCUAGAUCAAAAUAAUCUUGCAUUAACAUCUCUUUCUGCUUCGCAGUGCGUAUUGAUAAUACAGUCAAUCUUAUAA